AUGGCCAAAGCGAAGUCUAAGAAGACUGUCAUCAAGUUGAUUUCCUCCGCCGGUACCGGUUUCAUGAAGUACUGCUUCAGAUUACGUACCGCUCCACCAGUGAAACAGGUUAGAUACGACCCAGUCGCCGCCAGACAUGUUCUCUUUACCGAGUACAAAAAGAGAAGAGGUGCGGUCUCGCUCGGCAUGGAUUUCGCCAAGUUCUACGGUGAGCCAAAGAAGAGCGCUAAAUAA
This is a messenger RNA of Babjeviella inositovora NRRL Y-12698, 234 nucleotides long. RefSeq names its product mitochondrial 54S ribosomal protein bL33m. Gene Ontology annotation, biological process: translation. Gene Ontology annotation, cellular component: mitochondrion. Lineage: Eukaryota; Fungi; Ascomycota; Pichiomycetes; Serinales. The coding region runs from base 1 to 234 and encodes 77 amino acids. The record is from RefSeq and is a predicted model, not a curated record. The transcript has 2 exons.